GCUCCGGGAUGCCGCAGACGGACGCGUCCCGUCAGGACCUCACGCGAUGGAGGAAGACGAAGAAGGAGCCGGUGCGCCGCACGGUCAGCCAGAUCUGCCCGCCCCCGCGGCGGCCCCUGGCGGUGGCCGACAUCCGCCCGGGCAUGGAGAACGAGAGGCUGGGGGUCGUCCGGGACUCCAUGUUUCAGAACCCGCUCAUCGUCAAGGCAGAGCUGGGCAAGCCAAGGGAGAGAAGCUGCAGCCUGCCCGGCGUCAACUUCAACUACGGCCUCUACAUCCGGGGCCUGGACGGAGGGGUCCCCGAAGCCAUCGGGAACUGGAACGUGCUUAAGCAGCAGCCCACCUGCCCCCUGGAGCUGACCCGGAACUACAUCGCCAUGAACCGAGGGGCGGUGAAAGCCGGCCUCGUGACAGCCCAUGAGAACAUUCUCUACCGGAGGCUCAAUGACAUCCGUAUCAGUGAGCAGGACGACCGGCGCUUGAAGAAGGAGCCGCCGUCCAUCCCUACAGACAUGACCUUUGGGAUCCAGUCAAGGCCAUCGACACCCCUAUUUGAUCUGCUUCAGCAUCGGUACCAGCAGCUGUGGGUGCAGGAGCAGAAGGCCACCCAACAGGCCAUCAAGCUGGAGAAAAAGCAGAAGGUGAUCCUGGGGAAGCUGUAUGAUACCCGGAGCAGCCAGCUGAGAAAGUUCAAGCCCCCUGUGAAGCUGGACCGCCUCUGGCACAUGCCUCACUUCCGCAAGGCCGUCUCCCAGCUGGACACGUUCCCCACCGAGGCGGACCGCCAGCGCGCCUUCCGAGCCCACCGCGAGGAGCGGGCCGUGCGCCAGGGGACGCUGCGGAUGGGCAACUACACCCACCCCUAGACCACGAC
Messenger RNA from Perognathus longimembris pacificus (Pacific pocket mouse), 874 nucleotides. It is a transcript of the gene Cfap77, whose product is annotated as cilia and flagella associated protein 77. The record is from RefSeq and is a predicted model, not a curated record. The transcript is spliced from 6 exons. Lineage: Eukaryota; Metazoa; Chordata; Mammalia; Rodentia; Heteromyidae. The coding region runs from base 9 to 866 and encodes 285 amino acids.